This is a messenger RNA of Xenopus laevis (African clawed frog), 4076 nucleotides long. RefSeq names its product ring finger protein 40, E3 ubiquitin protein ligase L homeolog (gene rnf40.L). The transcript is spliced from 20 exons. Gene Ontology annotation, molecular function: ubiquitin protein ligase activity; metal ion binding; ubiquitin-protein transferase activity. Gene Ontology annotation, biological process: protein ubiquitination. Bases 262 to 3237 code for a protein of 991 amino acids. Gene Ontology annotation, cellular component: nucleus; HULC complex. The record is from RefSeq and is a predicted model, not a curated record. Lineage: Eukaryota; Metazoa; Chordata; Amphibia; Anura; Pipidae.
GAAAUAGGCCGGCGGAUUAGAAAAAAAUGCAGACUGGGAGUGAAGGGGGAAGAGAGACAGAGUUAGAAUUGAGUCAAUAAGGAAUCCUGAGCCCGAUCUUGAGCUCAGCCGAUACAUUGGUGUAUAAGGGACAGACUAGAGGCGACAGCAGACAAGAGAGACUGUGUGAGGGGGAGAGAGAGGUGAAGAGGCCAUUGGCAGGCAUUUGGUUUCCGUCUGUGGUUCUAAGAGUGCCAUUGUGUCCGUUAUUUAACCGCCGUCAUGUCGGGGGCUGGAAGUAAGCGAGCCUCGAGCGACAAUGGCUCUGGUCCCUCAGAAAAGAAAUCGAAUCUUGGAGAUAAGACACCUACUACUUUAAUUGAACCCAUACGACUCGGGGGAAUCUCAUCAACGGAGGAGAUGGAUAUGAAAGUCCUGCAGUUCAAGAACAAGAAACUGGCUGAGCGCCUAGAGCAGAGACAGGGCUUUGAAGAUGAACUCCGGGAGAAGAUUGAGAAGCUGGAAAAAAGACAGGCUACGGAUGACGCUACUCUACUCAUUGUGAACCGGUAUUGGAGCAAGCUGGAUGAGGAUGUUCAUGUGCUUCUGAAGAGUUAUGAUACGGAGCCAAGUAACCAGAGUGCUCCACCUAGCGCUCCUCCUGAGGAACCCGGGAAGGCCAAGGAAACUGCCAUGGAAAUAGAGGAAGGCUCAGAGGUAUCACAACCCCCACCGACCCAAGACAACAAAGCAGCCUCUCCAGAACCUCCCCCCGCUCCUCCUUUUUCUGCUGGAGCAUUGCCGGAAUCAUCUUUGACCUUCUUAGCCACAUUAGCCCACAGCACCAAAGAGGAAAUUGAACUGAAGCUGCAAGAGCGCAUGGCGUUUAGCAAGAGGGCUGUAUCCUGCGUUCUGGAAACUUCUAACAAGCUGCACUGCCGCAUAGAAGAGCUGUGUGACCGAAUCCAAAGUGGUGCUGAGUUUGAUAACUUGGGGGAAUCUCUGCAAAAGCUGAACAAAGAACUUCUUACUGAGAACCGUAAGCUGCAGGACCUUGCUACUGUACUCCAGGAGAAGCAUCACCGCCUCUCACUGCAGCACCAUGAGCUCCAAGACCGCGCAACUUCAACAGAGACCAAGGUAUCCGAGAUGGAGAGGACCAUCGAGGACUUGCAGUGGGACAUUGAGAAAUUACGCAAACAUGAACAGAAGUUGAACCGUCACCUGGCAGAGGCCCUGGAGCAGCUUAAUUCUGGAUACCACAUCUCCGGAAGUUCUGGAAGUUUCCAGGGAGGACAGACUACCCUAAGUGUGCUAAAGUUUGAGAUGCUGAAUGCAGAACUCGAUCAAAAUCAGGAACUGGCAAACAAUCGGAUGUCAGAGUUGGAAAAACUGCAGAAUGAACUACAGGCAGCUGUCAGGCUUAAGGAGAAGCUAAAGCUGGAUCUGAGGACCUUGCCUGAGGAAGCAGUACGGAACACACAGGAUUUCCGCUGCCUGCAGUCUCAGUUCUCUCUCCUGUACAACGAGUCUUUGCAAGUAAAGACUCAAUUGGAUGAGGCCCGAGCUGUGCUGUUAAGCGCCAAGAACAGUCACCUGAGGCAGAUUGAGCGCAUGGAGAGCGAGGAGCUGUCUGUACAAAAGAAACUGCGCACUGAAGUGAUCCAGCUGGAGGAUACUCUCGCCCAGGUACGCAAGGAGUAUGAAAUGCUGAGGAUAGAGUUUGAGCAGAACCUGGCAGCCAAUGAGCAAGCAGGUCCUAUUAAUAGGGAGAUGAGACAUCUCAUCGGAAGCCUCCAAAACCACAACCACCAACUGAAGGGCGACGUGCAGAGAUAUAAGCGCAAGGUGCGAGAUUCCCAGGCAGAGGGGAGCAAGUUGCGGUUGCAAAUUGGCGGCCCGCCCUGUCCUCAGCCUGGAGCUUCCGGAUCAGAACCAACUACCCCCGUUACUGUGAAAGAGGAAGAGAUAGAAGUGAAGAAAGAACCCCCUACAGUGGUGCCACGAGAGCCCGAGACUCCCACUACCCCUGAAGUGAAGAAGGAGGAGGAAGAGCAAAAGAAAGAGACAGAGCGGACCAAGGCGCGAGAGAGGGAGGUGGAACGAGAACGAGACAAAGAUCGGGAAAGAGACAAAGAAAAGGAAAGAGAGCGGGACAGAGACAAACAGAAAACAGAUGAAAGCAAAAGGAAAGACAGCGACAUUCUGAAACAGCUCCGAGCAGAGUUUAAGAAGGCCCAGGAGAGCCAGAAGGAGAUGAAGCUGCUGUUAGAUAUGUACAAAUCUGCCCCCAAAGAGCAGAGAGACAAGGUCCAGCUGAUGGCAGCUGAGAGAAAGACCAAGGCUGAGAUGGAGGAGCUGCGAGUCCGGGUGCAAGCUCUUGAGGAGAAAGACAGGAGGGAGAGGAAGAAGCUUGCAGAUGAAGAAGCACUGAGAAAAAUAAAAAUGGCUGAAGAACAGAUAGACCAUUUACAGAGGAAACUGACUGGCACCAAACAGGAGGAGGAGGCCUUACUUUCAGAGAUGGACGUGACGGGCCAGGCGUUUGAGGACAUGCAGGAGCAGAAUAUUCGCCUGAUGCAGCAGCUCCGUGAGAAGGACGACGCCAACUUCAAACUUAUGUCUGAGAGGAUCAAAUCCAACCAGAUACACAAACUCCUGAGGGAAGAGAAGGAGGAGCUGGCUGAGCAGGUGCAAGGGCUGAAAACUCAGGUGGAUGCUCAGCUGUCUCAGGUGCAAAAGCUGGAGGAGAGAGAGCGCCUUUUACACACAUCUAUGACUUCCAUUGAGAAGGAGGUAACGCUUAGAACACAAUCACUGGAACUGAACAAGAGGAAGGCAGUUGAGGCGGCUCAGCUUGCAGAAGACCUGAAGGUACAAGUGGAACACGUAGACGUUACUCUGAGAGACACCCAGAACUGUGUAUGUGAGAACCGAAGCGCUAAAGAAAAGGAGUCCUUCAGUCUCAAAAGAGCUCAGGAGGAUGUCUCUCGUCUGAGAAGGAGACUGGAAAAGCAGAAGAAGAUGGAGGUUUAUGCAGAUGCCGACCAAAUCCUACAGGAGGAGAUUAAAGAGUACAGGGCCAGACUCACUUGUCCUUGCUGCAACACGCGGAAAAAGGACGCCGUCCUCACCAAGUGCUUUCACGUCUUCUGCUUCGAGUGCGUCAAGACCCGAUACGAGUCUCGGCAGCGCAAGUGCCCCAAGUGCAACGCGGCCUUCGGAGCUCACGACUUUCACCGGAUUUACAUCAAUUAAAGGGGACACGGCAGUCACUGCGAUCAACUUUGGCACUCGUUGCAUCCGUUUUGGACCGUAAUGUGAUGGAAGCCAAGGGUCAGCGACCCGAAUAAACUGGUGCCCAAUAUCUAGCCAUCCCACAAACAGCUGAGGUGUACCCCUCAAUACAAUGACCCUCAUUUUAAGGGGUUGGACAAGAAGAAGGCCAGAAAAGUAAUGUCUGUGGACAAUAAAGAGACCUCUAGGACCAAGCUGGAAACUUCAGUGUUGUGAAUAAUAAGUGCGAUUGGAUCUGAGAGAUUGCACUUUUUUUUUUUUUUUUUUUUUUUUUUUUUUAUGCAGUAGCGCCCGGCCACUGGGGCACAUGGAACACAAGAGCUGGUGCCGGGCUUCUUGUUUACUGAAAACACGACUAGGCUGGGGAAGGAUUUUAGAAAAAUAUUUUAUUUAAAGGAGAGGUUUGCCUUUAUUUCUUAUAUAAUAUAGAUUGCCAGCUAAAAGUUAAUAUGACUGUGAGGUUCAUGACACACACUGGGUGCGUUUCAGCUGAAGUGAGCCCAUUACUCCCUGUUGUGUUCCCCUUGAUAUUGGGAUUUGGGGCUGAGGAAGCACCCACACCUGCGAUUCUACCGCUCAAGUCCCAUUCAAGUCAAUAGGAGCUGCAGCAGGGGUUCAUGGGUGCUUUUUAGCUGUCUGCAACAGUGUGGCUCAAUAAUGGACCUAGCGUUCAUAAGCCUUUGCAUUGGAAAGACUGUGUCAGUAGCUUUGUCACUUGCAGUACCACUACUUACCUGUUCUGCUAGGUGCCCGUUGUUUGCUUUAGGCUUCUAUAGAAUAAAGCCACUCGUGAAGAUAAA